UUCCAAUACAAUCUGGUUUUCAUCGGUUCUAUGAUUGAUAUUAACUUAUGGCAAAAUAUAACUUAAAGUCAGUUAGAUACCCAAAGAGCCAAAAUCUUAGUACUAAGUUUUUUAGAAUUGUGACUAUUUAGAGUAAUGUAAAUGUUAAGAAAUUCAGUUUCCUCUCAUUUUUAUCCUGCUUGUUGAUCACUCUGAAAGAGAUUUAAUCAAUAACUGAUUAACUUGCCUAUAGCAUUAAUUUUACCGAAAAAACUAUUAGUUGUUUUGAUGGCCUUAUAAUCAAAUACGCUUCUUUUAAGAAUUGACUUAAAAAUUUACUAUAUUAUAACUAUUUCAUUCUCCUACAUUUUCAUAUACUCCGCUUCAUUUUGAUUUUAGCUCAUCUUAUAACCGUUGCUGAACAAGAGAAUAAAGAGCAAAUUAGUGAAAAGGAUCCCCACAUGUUGAAUGCAGUAAUUACUCUCCAGAAAUAUAUACGUCGCUUCUUAGCUUGUAAGAUGGUUAUUAAAAUGAAAGCACAAAAGAAACAUUGUGAAUCUGAAAUUGAGAAACUAAAACAGAUGGCUUACCUUCAAAGCGUCAAAGCCUUUAGAGAAGAGCAAGAACGAAAAAGGGAAUUAGAAGAGGAAGAAAAAAGACAAAACCGUCUACUUCUACAACGACAAAAAAUGAUGCUCGAAUGUGCAUUUGAAGGUCGUGAGCUUGAAAUGAAGGAACUACUAAGAGAGGUGUGUGAAGCAAAUGGUUGUAAUGAGAGUGGAUCUAUCGAAAUAGAUGAGUCAAUACGCCUAAGAUGCAAAAUGCAACUGAUUGAAUGUAAAGAUGCAAAUCAUAAUUCUGUGCUUUCUGAAGCUUGCAGUAGAGUGAUAGUAAUCAAUUUGUAAUAUUUUUCAUUUCUAGUUGGAGGCAAUAUUGAUAUUGUACAGUUUCUCCUUGAUAACGGUGCAGACGUAAAUUCUCGUGGACAGUUUGGACGAACCCCCUUGUAUCGAGCAGCGUUUGGAUCCCACCUAGAUAUUGUAAAAGUUGUGAAUAAAUGUCAUAUAACGGUUUUACUUUACUUUUUAGAUCCUUCUGAAUCA
Molecule: messenger RNA, 1082 nt
Organism: Trichobilharzia szidati
Lineage: Eukaryota; Metazoa; Platyhelminthes; Trematoda; Strigeidida; Schistosomatidae
Source: the annotation of a GenBank genome assembly